AUGGUGAUGAAUCAAGGAGCAGGAGAGUGGAGAAAGGUUGGGGGAGGGAAUAGAAGUGGUAGGGAGUCGGUGCGUUGGGACAUCAUGAAGAAUGAGACGGGAGGAAUUGCAGGGCCGGUUUCAACCUUCUAUGUCACUGACUUUGGAGAGCAGUGGAAAGCAAAAGAUCUCUUCUUUGAGUUUAAAGAUUUAGGGAUGUUAGAUGAGAUAUUCAUCCCCCCUAAUAAGGAUUGGAGGGGUCUAAGAUACGGGUUCGUAAGGUUCCUUAAUCUAGAGGAUGAGAGAAUUGUGGAGAUCAAUUUGAACAACCUUCUGCUUGAUGGAAGGAAGAUUAACGCCAAUAUCUCUAAGUUCAAAACGAAAGAGUUUAAGUCCAUUCGUGUCUCUGGUGUUAAGAGGAAUGUCGGGGUUACAAACAUCGGUUCUAACGGAGGUAGAGAGGGAGCCUUGGGAGCAGGGACUUCUCAUGCUACCUAUGAUCAAGUGGGUGGCAAGACUAGGAGUUUUCUAGAGGCUGUGAAAGGUAAUGGUUCGUCCAAGAAACCUGAUGGUGGUGAAGCUUGUAAAUCCUUGUUUUUCAAGUCGACGGUUGAGGAAAGGAAAGGAAUGGAGAAGGCUAUGGUGGGUAUCACAGUUGCUCCUGGUCUCACGUACGGUGUUGGUAAGAGCUUGAUUGAGGAAGCAACUUCUCUAGGCCCAAACCUUUGUCUGCUAGAGGAAUCCAUAGAAGGCGAUUUAAAAGCUCUGAUGGAGGAAGGAGGGGAGUGGAAGAAGUCUUGGUUUAAGGAGGUUAGAUCAUGGAAACUGGAGGAUGUCGAAUGCUACAGAGCUACGUGGAUCUCAGUCUAUGGCAUUCCUUGCCAUGGUAGAAACAGAAGGUUCCUUGAAACUGUGCUAGCUGACAUUGGGAUUAUCGCUCACUUCGAUUUUUUGAACAUCAAACCGGAAAGGCUCAAUGUCUUGACUUUUAUGGUGUUCACAAAUCUUCUGGAACCUAUUAGAAACAAGUUUAAAGUGUGCUUGGAUGGAACAUGGAUUUGCUUGAUGGUUAUCGAAGAUUUGACGGUAAGAGACGUCCAUGGUGAUGUGUACAACGGAGAGGAGAGUACUCCAGAUGGUUCAGAGGGAAGUUUUGUUUCGUCGGAGCUAGGUAGUAGAUGCGACGGAGAUGUAUUUGGGGAGGAUAACAUGAAAAGCUUUUGCGAAAAAGCUAGAAAAUUCAAAAAGGAUGGAAGGGAGAGUGACUAUUCCUCGUGUGUCAUAAGUACCUUUCAAAAGGGUGAAGGAACAAAAAGUGAGCUAAGCAAUUAA
Vicia villosa (hairy vetch) is the source of this 1311-nucleotide messenger RNA. RefSeq lists its product as uncharacterized. Bases 1 to 1311 code for a protein of 436 amino acids. Gene Ontology annotation, molecular function: RNA binding. NCBI's taxonomy places the organism in Eukaryota, Viridiplantae, Streptophyta, Magnoliopsida, Fabales, Fabaceae. The transcript has 2 exons. The record is from RefSeq and is a predicted model, not a curated record.